Messenger RNA from Triplophysa dalaica, 2083 nucleotides. It is a transcript of the gene msx3, whose product is annotated as muscle segment homeobox 3. The transcript is spliced from 2 exons. Gene Ontology annotation, molecular function: RNA polymerase II transcription regulatory region sequence-specific DNA binding; DNA-binding transcription factor activity, RNA polymerase II-specific. Gene Ontology annotation, cellular component: nucleus. Gene Ontology annotation, biological process: regulation of transcription by RNA polymerase II; embryonic morphogenesis. Bases 188 to 1009 code for a protein of 273 amino acids. The record is from RefSeq and is a predicted model, not a curated record. NCBI's taxonomy places the organism in Eukaryota, Metazoa, Chordata, Actinopteri, Cypriniformes, Nemacheilidae.
UAAAGUCAUGUGGGUGAAAUGUCAAGCGGCUUGGAGGGCGGUUGGGAAAAAAACUGAACUUUUGGAAGUUUAUAGCAGGCAGUGCGCUCUGCUAGAAGAGUGAGUCAAGCGUCGCAAAAGCGCGACGACAGAGGGGAAAGGCAGUGCUGGACGAGGAAAUUCAGGACGACUAAAACAUACUUAUUGUAUGGCCCCUUUAUCAUCCAUGAUGAAUUCUAUUCAAGGGCCAGUCUCGCAAGAAGAAAAACUACAUGAACGCAAAAGCGCGGACAAAGAGGAGGCUCCGAGCAACGAUAAAGCGACUGUCAAAGGAUGUAAAAGCAAAGCUUUGAGUCUCCCGUUCAGUGUGGAAUCUUUAAUAUCAGACAGAACAACAACGAGGACUUUAUACACGUCAUCUGAAUCGGGUAUUAUAUCUCCGACAUCGGGCACAGAUGAGCGACUGCGGCUCUCACCCAUGGCUCUUUACGCAGAUAGAAAAAUCCCAAUGGAGAGUGUCACCAGCCUAUCCGACACCAAGAGAGGAGAUAUAGAGGAGCUUUGUAACAAGGGACAGUCCAGCUGGUAUCAGACCCCUUAUGCCUCUCCACCAAGACACUCAAGUCCACCCCCGUGCCCCCUCAGAAAGCACAAGAACAAUCGAAAACCGCGGACCCCGUUCACCACAUCGCAGCUGCUUGCUUUGGAGCGAAAAUUUCGUCAAAAACAGUAUCUUUCCAUCGCAGAAAGAGCGGAGUUUUCCAAUUCACUCAAUCUUACUGAGACUCAAGUUAAAAUUUGGUUUCAAAACAGACGGGCGAAGGCAAAAAGACUUCAAGAGGCCGAGUUGGAGAAACUGAAACUUGCAACCAAGCCAUUAUUGCCUGCGUUUGCUUUUCCGUUCCCUCUAGGAACACAUGUUGGUUCUCCAUCCCUCUACGGACCGUCCAGUCACUUUCAUAGACCUGCGUUACCCGUCCCAGGACUUUUCGGGGGGCCAGUGACCUACGGGAUGUAUUACUUGUCUUAACCAACGAAGCACGUUCUUCAUAUAAUUCACCGUCUCGAGCUGCUACGUUUUCAUGCCACUCAAAAGACGAGUGAAAAUUUUUAUUUGUUCUCUUUAAAGCAGAGAUAUACUUUGAAAAGAAAUUGCCCUUGUCAUCUAGUUUAUGCCAAAUGAAUCCCAUAAUUGGCUUUAAAGAAAACAAAGCCUUUAGAGUGCAAUGCAUUUCCACCCGAAUAUUAUAUUUUUUUGUGAUAAAAAAAACAAUGCAGACAUAGGCCUCCAACUGAGUGACUUUUCCUUUGGUAUAAGACAAUAAUUUCCAAGAGAUUAUUAUACCGAAGGCAUAUAACAAAGAAGUUUCCAGACCAGGACAACUUGUUGAUACGUGCGUGCAUCAAGUUCUGAAAUAAGUGUGCAUCGUCAGAAUCUUAAACUAAAAUAAAAUCUGAUUUUAGUUCGACUAUUUAACUUUCCAUGUAUUGGCUUUAGGCUGAGAAUUCGGGUGUUAAUGGAAGUUUAAUGUGAAUAUAAUUCAAAUGAAUACGCCCACUUGUUGUAUUUUAACGAAAACCAAAUUUCCUGUUGUACAAUUUUUUUCUCAUGUACACGGCCAAUAGCUCGGGUAUACAUCAUCAACUUCAUGCAUUUGUUUUUAUCAACAAUUUGACAGGCUACACAAUUUAAAAAUGCGUUGUUUAUUUCAUUGUUUUAUUUGCUACGUGCAGAGUCAGACAGCAUCUCCCGUUAUCCCAUGAUUUUGUUCAACCUUUUUCCCAACGGUCCAGUUUAUUUUUAUGUUCCCAAUUGGACACUUUGGCAUUUGUUUGAUUUGUUUAGCCACAAUCUCUUUAGUAGGCUACAUAUAUGCUAGUUUGCUAGAUUGUAAAAUUAAUCUCUAGAUUUGUUAUUAUUGUAAAUACAUGUAUAUGUUACAGAUUUUGCAUUUCCCAUUUGAAUAAAUUGCAAAUAGGAUUGCUGAUAUUUAUACACUGUUAACAUGUAUCUUCUGUAAAUUAUUGUAUAUUUUAUAUGUACAUACAAAUUAGAAAAAUAAUCUUUUGCAUUAAAAAACAAUAAAUCUCACAGAGACUAAUA